ACAGUUGGGUUUCCAGCUCGGCCGCGAAAAGUUGGAAAUUUCAGGAAUCCAGGGAGCUGCUGACAAAGUCCCCAGUCCAUUUUCGGAUCGAGAGAAGUGAGCGCAUUACGAGAAAUACCUCACAGAGCCGCGCAUUUGUUUGGCAAACAACUGUUGUAAUUGCAAGAAGUCGACAGGCAGGAGCUGGGCUUCUAUCGCGCGCGGUUGGCGUCGCCCUCGUCUGCAGCUGCGGUUUACGGCUCGCGAAUUUCCAGCGCCGGGAAAUCGGCUGACCGCGAAAGUGCAAGAGUUUCCAAGUCAGCGGGCCACAGGACAACAGGAGGCAUCUCUCUCCUCGCGGGCUCUGCUGUCGCCUCUCUCGGACGCGCGUGCGGUGGUGAAUGUGCGCUGUUCUUAUCUCGCCGAUCGACCGAGAACACCCAUUCCAGAAGGGAAUAAUAAUUCGAGUGCCGUUUUUGUUGUACCACCAAAAUAUUCCAUUUUUUUAUCGUGUUCAAGUGUGCUGUUUUAUGCUUUGGAAAAUACAACAACAAGAAGGGGGAGAGGCGAAUAAGAAAGGAGGAGUGAGAAAUAACAAGUUGAAAGAAAUUAAAAACCGGAUUCCCGGCUGGAACAACUGACAACAACAACUGAGAAGCAGCAUCAAAAGAGAAGAAAGGAAGAGGCAGCAGCACAGGCUUCCACUUCCAGUGUUUCCAUUCGCCGUAGCUGUUGCGCACACGCACUGGAAGCCCCGGAGAGAGGAGGAUCACUUCAGCAGCUGCUCUCUCUCUGGAAAACUGGCAAACUAGCCAAAGGCAGAAGAUCGCUACGGGGAGAGUCGACCAUACAAUCGAACACAUAUCAGGCGGCACCAUCGGCAGCAGUGGCAGCAUACGUCGCUAAUUGCAGUUAAAACGGGAGCUGCAGCCCGGGCCAUAUAUCCAAUGUCCACAAUUUAAAUGCACCACACGGAACAGCAGCGCCACAGCAGCAACUUCAGACGGCCGGUUGCCCCAGCACUCUCCCGCCUCCGUGGCACCUGGCGUCCAUCAGCGCCUCCGGCUGAAUAAACGGAAAUCCCAGCCAUAAAAAACACCCACAGUUAUCAUGGCCCACUCCAAAGUGAUCCUGAAGAUCCUGUUCUCGCUGUGCGUCUGGUCCUUCGUCAUCAUCGGGCUGUUCAAGAUGCACGGCACGAAUCUGGUGCCGCAGGAGUACCAGCAGGUGCCCCUCAACGGACGCAUCCUGCUGCAGAAGGACAUGCGGUACGCGGAGACAACCUCCACGACCACGGAUCACUUCGAUCCCAGCGAGAUACUGGUGGACAAUAGGACAGCCAUGGACGACGACCAGCUGGUCCGCGACGUGGAGUCCCGCAUCCCCUCGCUGCCGAUCGCCUACUGGAGCAAGAACAAGAACUUCCUGCAGCAGAAGUCCUCCACCUGCGCCAAGUACCCCUCCAUUUUCGAGCUGGAGUUCAACAACAUAUACUGGCAGACGCUGCGCACCUCGAACGGCACGUUCCAGCUGUUCGGGGCCUACUACGACAUCCGGCGCACCUCGCUACUGGGACCCACUGUGCGGAUCCUCGGGAUGAUCGACCGGAUCGAGCCCAAGGUGAAGACCUACUGCCAGUUCUGGUUUGACGGCCAAAAGGAGCCGUUCAUCGUGAAGACGUUUGAGUACAAGUACAUCUGGUACAACAAGUGGGGCAACUACAAGCAGGGCAUCUACCAGCCGUACCUGAUCGCCUGCCAGAUCCCCAAGCCCUUCCACGGCGUGGUUCCCAGCUCCGUGUCGAUGGUGGAGAAGGAGUGCGACACGGCCACCAACAACCUGCGGGUAAUCUACAACCGACCACCCGACGACCAGAAGAAGGGCUUCGCCGUCUGUGUCAAAGGACUGGACUUCCUCUACGACGACCUGAGUGUGCGGCUCAUCGAGUGGAUCGAGAUGCUCAAUAUCCUGGGGGCCGACAAGAUCUACUUCUAUAAUCUGCAGGUCCACCCCAACAUCACCAAGGUGCUGAACCACUACGAGCAGGAGGGCAAGGUCCAGGUGAUCCCGCUGACCCUGCCCGGCGGUCAGCCGAACGUGCCGGGAUUCCAGCACCUCUACCUCACCAAGAAGACGAACCACAAGCGGCAGAACGAGGUGAUCCCGUACAACGACUGCCUGUACAAGAACCUCUACCUCUACGACUACAUCGCUCUGCUGGACAUCGACGAGGUGAUCAUGCCCAAGGGCGGAGCGGUACUGUGGUCGGAGCUCAUGGACAAGGUGCGUCCGGAGUCGCGCAAGAUCAAGCCCGACGGCUUCCACAGCUACAACUUCCGCAACGUGUACUUCCUGGACGACCAGCAGCACGAGCACGGCUGGCACAAGGACAUCCCCAAGUACAUGCACAUGCUGCAGCACGUCCAUCGGGCUAAGAACUACACCAAGCCUAAUCAGUACGUGAAGUGCUUCCACGACCCGGAGCGCGUGCUCACCCUGCACAACCACUUCCCGCUGAGCUGCUUGGGCGGCGUUUGCAAGUCCUAUCCGGUGGACACCCAGGACGCUCAGCUGCAGCACUAUCGAGCGGACUGCGUGAAGACGCUGAAAAAGAGCUGCGAGGAGUACCGGGAGCAUUCGGUGGAGGAUAAGACCAUCUGGAAGUACAAGGACGAGCUGAUCCGACGCACCAUCAAGGCGCUAGACACUCUGGGCUUCUUCCGUCGCCAGGGCCUGAACUCCGGCUCGGGAUCUGGCAGCAGCAGCAGCGGUCUGGGCGGCGGAGCCACCACGCACUCCACGGAGCGGUGAUUCACACUCCUCGGGGGCGGAGGAGGCGGAUGGUCCUGGCCCUGGCAACUGGUUGAAGCAUCCGGCGGUAGCCUCGGCAACGAGGAGUUCUUUGUGUGAGGAGGUCCAAGGAUGCCGUGAGUUCCCCACUCCGAGUUCGAAUCCAAGUCCGAAUCCGAACCCAAACCCCGUCCUCUGAUCCCUGAGUUUCUGUUGCGCGGAGAUCACCCGUCUCCGAGUUUAGUUAGUAUGCCCAUGUUUCCCAUCCAGAACCCAUGUGACAGAAGGCACUGUUUUUGAUUGAAUUUCGAUGGAAUUUUUGGGUUUGCGUAGACCGUUGAUAAGAACCACUCAAUUGAGUAUUACACAUAAGUUGACAAUGCUUUUAUGAAAUGUUUAACAUCCCCAAGGAUUGUGAGAUGGUUCACUUUUUAAGUUUUAGAGUUCCAUUGAAAUCAAGGACAGAAACAGGAUAUGCUGGAGCAUGGCUAGUGUAUAGAAGAGGCGUUGUUAGUCGCCGAAUUGGGAGAGAACAUUUUUGAAAUUGUGCCUUCGAACCUGGAUUGUAGUGAGUCGCGUCCCAUCCCCCUUAAAUCCCCUCCUAGCUUCCCGAUAAUGUAUUUCCAUUCACAAAGAAACGAAAAAGACACAAGGUCACACUUUUCAAAAAACGAGACCCACAAUAUUAGCUUGAGUUCAAAACGGAAAGGGGGAAACCGUAGCAAAGUGAAGGAAACCUAAACUAAGUUCAAGACUGAUGAUGUUUUUUAAGAAUUAUAAAAUCGAAAGAGGGAAUUUCAAGCGAAUUUUGUUUCACAAUUGGAUAGAAUCGAUAUAUUUGUUGUUGUAUAGGCAAGUAAAGGCCCCCUAAAAGUCGCAAGAGAAAAAUAUCACUAAUGCUAAGCAAAAGAAAACAAAAAGAAAAACUCUAAAAACUAAAAACGCAAAGCAAAUUGAGCAAGUUUGAGUUGUAAACUGUAAAUAGGAAAAGUGUUAACGAAAAAGAAAAGACGAGGCCCUAAGGAUAGAGCUACCUAUAUGCGGAUAAGGCCGAUUAAAAUCGGAUUAACUAGCAGGAUAUCGAAAAGGGAAAGAGAACUAAAGAAGCUGCUCAACCCAAUCCUUUUAUGGUGUUUGACCCCAAUCGACACCCACUACCAUAUGUUUUUUAACUUGUACAUACACCAACACACACCCACACACAGCACAAGCACACAGAUACACCACGCACAUUUCCUUAUGUAUCCUAUUUUAUUUUAUUUUAUUUUAUUUUAAUUUUUUAUAGCAGCUUAGUCAAAUUGUUGUUGGAGUUAAGGAGAGUCGUGUACAGUUUGGGCAUUUUAUGCUCCCACUAAAACUAUUCGAUAGGUGUACGACUAUGCAUAAAAAACACAAAAACAUAUGCAAAUACAAAUGCAGAUACAGAUACAGAUACAUAUACAGAUAUACAAAUAUACAGAUAUAGAUACAUACUUCAGUGUAUUAGUUACUAGCUGAUAAGGACAACCCGUGUGAAGGAAACCAAUUUUCUUUCCCUUUUUUUUUGCGUAGCUAAUAAACCACAAUUGAUAUGAAAACAAAGUGAUUAAAGAAUAAAAUUUCCAAAAAAAUUAA
Messenger RNA from Drosophila biarmipes, 4383 nucleotides. RefSeq lists its product as uncharacterized. The record is from RefSeq and is a predicted model, not a curated record. The coding region runs from base 1090 to 2790 and encodes 566 amino acids. Lineage: Eukaryota; Metazoa; Arthropoda; Insecta; Diptera; Drosophilidae. The transcript has 7 exons.